AGGAUCACUAAAUAGCACUUUUGUUAGGAAAGAAUUCUGAGGACAGAUGGGGAAGUAAGAGGAGAGGAGAAAAGGGGUUGAGAUUGGCGACCAAAAAGGAGACAGAGGUGGGAGUGAAAAAAGGGAAAGGAGAAGGAGUGGAGGAAAAUAUCCAGAGAAGAAACAAGUUGUAGAUUAGAGAGGGCAGAUGGAUAAAAGACAAAAGGGAUAAAGGCACUAGAGGGGAGAUACAGAGGGAUAAACAAAGAAGGGAUUAUUAGGGAGAGAGAGAAAAAGGAAGAAAAGGAAGAAAGGAGGGAGGAAGAAGGGGCACAAUAGGAAUAGGUGGGGGGUCAGAUUGAAAGAAAAACUGAAGGAAAAAGUAGAGAAAGAGGAGGAGAGAGAGCGCAAAGGCGGAGGGAAUGAAACAGAGAGGAAUAGAGGGGAAGGAGUGAGAGAGAAGAGACUCAUUUGUAGUUGUCAGCUCAGUGUACAAGAAAGAGAGAGCUCUAUAAGAAGAAGUGAGUGAGUGAGAGAGAGCGAGAGAGAGAGAGAGUCAGAAGAAGAGACAGAAAGGGGAGAGGGCAGCAGACAGUAAGAGGUUCUGAGGCAGCGAUAUGGGACGGGGUAUUUGGGUGACAGAUUGAAUGGUAAAGUUCGCAGGCAGAUGAAUAAGUGAAGCAGGAUGUCAGAGGCCUGUGUCAGGGCAGGGAGCAGGUGAGGGCACAGGGGCAGAUACAGCUGGAGGAAUGUCACCUGCAGGGAGGUGAGAAGGUGAUCCCGAAUCUGAACUCUACACAGAGAGACAAGAACAUGAGGCUCCGGGGGAAUUUCUAGAGGCGGCAGACAACUCAACAACUCAACAGAGGCCGGACAAUGAGGUUACUUCAGUUAUGUAGGAUACAUGUCCUGGGGUUGGGUCUCGUCGUUCUGAUGACCAUUGGACUCACGAUUCAGCUCCUGGGAACCCAUUUUCUGAAGAGGCCACCCCAGAGCGUCUCCGUCCUGCGCGUCGUGUCCCCUGCCCCUUCCCGGACAUGCAAUCCAAGGAGGCACGUUGUGUUCCUGAAGACACACAAAACAGCAGGGAGCACAAUAUUAAACUUGCUGCAUCGUUACGGGGACAGGAAUGGGUUAAUGUUUGCCUUGCCCUUGAAGUAUCAGUUUAGCUACCCCAACCUGUUCCACUCGCGGCACGUGAAAGGGUACAACGCACUCAACGAGCCCACGUACGAUAUUCUCUGCCACCACAUGAGGUUCAACCUGCCAGAGGUCCGGAAGAUAAUGCCUCCAGACUCUUUUUAUUUCACAAUCCUCCGAGAUCCGGCCACCAUGGCUGAGUCUUCGUUCUCUUAUUACCGUUCCGUGUCCUCUGCCUUCAAGAAGUCUCCCAGUUUCCAGGCAUUUAUCACCAACCCGUCCAAAUAUUACCGGAGGGGAGAGAGAUCCAACCACUACGCUCGCAACCUUCUAUGGUUCGACCUGGGAUUCAAUCCAGAUGCAACGUUCACAGAAGCUCUGGCCAAAGCAGGAGCCCGGGCUGUUGAAGGAACUUUUCAUCUGGUCCUGCUUGCUGAGCACUUUGAUGAGUCGAUGAUUCUCCUGAAGGACCAAUUAUGCUGGGGGUUAGACGAUGUGGUGAGUUUCAAGCUCAACAUUCGUGGGGCUUCCAAGCCACUUGAGCGCGGGGACGUAGAGAGGUUACGAGCCUGGAAUGCACUAGACUGGUACCUGUAUACCUACUUUAACCGAACAUUUUGGGAGAAAGUGCAACAUUUUGGUAGAGAAAGAAUGGACAAAGAAGUGAAAGAGCUAAGAGAGAGGAGACGACAACUGGCUGAGUUAUGCCUUGAAGGCUUGGAACCUGUGAAGGCUGAGGACAUUAAGGAUGAAGCCAUCAAGCCUUUCCAGUUUGGACAAGAAAAAAUCAUGGGAUGGGCGAUAAAGAAAGAUCUCAUUCCCAGCACCAGAACCCAGUGCGUCCAAAUGGUGACCCCAGAACUUCAAUACAAGGACCUUUUGGAUGCGCGACAGUUCCCAACCGGUACUCGAAAUGGGUCAGAACCAGCAGCGACUCCAGCGAAAGCUAAAGGGGGUUGAACACGUCAGUGUCUAGAACAUUGGAAGUAAAAAUGUAAUAAGGGAAUAACACUAGUAAUUCUAUGAAGGUGAUUUUAAGAGAUAGAAGAGCCUUCUAGAUCCUAGCCUUCUAGUUGGUCUUCCGUCCCUUAUACGUGACUUCUCGUUAAAGACGGAGAAGAUGCUGCUGACAUUGACCGAACAAUCCUAAUCACUGGAAAGAUUGUACAAUGAGACCUCUUCCGUCGUACUUGAGGUUUCAAGACCUUGACUGCAUCCUGACGUGACUGCUGCCCCCAAAAUGUAAGACGUCGUCUUCUUCUGCCAGAUCACCCUGAAAUGGGUGAAGCUUCUUACUGCACUCUAAUGAUCGGGACUUCCUUUUAAUAGUGACUUAGACAUUUUUUCCGAAUCAGAUUGACAUUCCUUGGGUGAGGCUCACUUUAAGCAAAUCGUAUUUUGUUCUAGAAAUUAUUUUUUUGUGAGGUAAAUCAUUAUAUAUUUAUAGAGAUUUGUACAUUCCUGUGUAGUAAACACAAAGCUUUUUACAUGC
Spea bombifrons (plains spadefoot toad) is the source of this 2611-nucleotide messenger RNA. RefSeq names its product galactose-3-O-sulfotransferase 4 (gene GAL3ST4). The record is from RefSeq and is a predicted model, not a curated record. NCBI's taxonomy places the organism in Eukaryota, Metazoa, Chordata, Amphibia, Anura, Pelobatidae. The coding region runs from base 856 to 2079 and encodes 407 amino acids. Gene Ontology annotation, cellular component: membrane. Gene Ontology annotation, molecular function: galactosylceramide sulfotransferase activity. Gene Ontology annotation, biological process: glycolipid biosynthetic process. The transcript has 4 exons.